AUGCAAUUGCCGGACACAACUUCAGGAUUGGGCGCUGGGGAUGUUGCAGCAUCGACCAUAGAGGAUGACACUCUAGAUGACCUACAGAACGCAGAAGACAACCGCGACAGCGUCGAACCCGAACCCGAGCCAGAGCCCGAGCCAGAGCCUGAGUCUACUGCGGAAGCACCCGCUCCACUACCGUUCUUCCUUGACGUCACUCGAGACAAGAAAUUGCAUCGUGCUCCUGUUCGCAUUCAAUCCCGCUCACCGUCACCUGCUGCAUCCGACUCGAGCGACGAGGUCAUCCUGUUCAAGGGCCGUAACAAGGCCGCCCAGACCACCAAAAACGCAGACAAGCCGUUCAACUUACGUGGCAUACGCACGGAAAUCAGGGUCGUGGAGCAGACUGUCAAACCAAGCGAAGCCAACCGCACAAGCAUCUCAAAAAGUGACGAGCCCAAGUCACUUCGUCAAAGUAUGAGGGAUCAAAAACGCCAGCAGGAAGACGAAUUGAUCGCAGAUUACAUCGCCAACAUGCGUGAGCAUGGCGACGACGAAGGCCUGGUACCAGCCGACGCAUACUCUCGGCGGGACAUUGGUGGCUCUCUAAGUGAAUCCGAUAACAUGGAGGAGUCUCUCCACACCGUGGCGGUCUCUGGCGAUCCCAAGCCUGCGUCGGAUGACGGUAGCGAGCCCGGAGAUGCGCUUGAGGAGAGCGAUGUAAUCACUGAAGGCAGCGAUGUGGAUCGCACCCCCAAGAAGCGUCUCGACAAAGGCAAAAGUGCUCGAGUCGACGAUGCGCUCCUAGCGGUUCUCGAGACAGAUGCUUCGUACCUCGAUUUCCUUGAGCACUCCAAUGCCGAAGAUGGGUCGCCACUGCCGAGAACUAGUGACCACGAGGGCAACGACGACGAAAUUUUCAACGUUGCGGCUGAUCGCUUCGCUAACGAAAUCGACGACUUCGACUUUAUGGACUGGGAACGUCCAGUCCUCAAACGUAAGAAGGGCGCCAAGAACAGAAUACCCGUAUUCAACAUGUCAGACUCGGAGCUGGAGGAGAAGAUGCGGACGGCGUGGAGCAACGACCGGAUGAAAAAAGCAGAGAAGAAGCGAGAACGUCAGGCUCUUCGUACGCAAGGCCUGCUUGGCAAGCAUGCCAAUCCCGAAGAUUUGAGGGUCAAGUAUCCGGACGGCAUGGGACUGGAUCAAAUUGCCGACGAGCUCAAGGCGUUUCUGCUGGGCACCAAUGCCAUCCUAACCCUACCCCCGAUGGACAACCACGCUCGGAAGGUGAUUCACGAGCUAGCCAACAAGUUCAAUAUCAAGUCGAAGUCGACUGGAUCAGGAGACCAGCGACGACCUAUGCUGCAUCGCACGUUCAAAACCGCCAAAUUCGCAGAAGAACCCUUCAACGCGGCAAUCGCGCGCGUUGGUCGCAAAUACUUCCCCCGCAACGAUUCCGCUCUCCGGGCAGCUGUACAGCGGGAGUCGGCUCGGCGCGGCGGUGGCGGUCAUGCGGGCGUCAAUUAUCGCGACGGUGAGGUGGUCGGCGGCUCCGCACCGGAACUGGGUCAGGAGAAUAAGGGUCGCGCGAUGCUGGAGAAGAUGGGUUGGAGUAGCGGAACUGCGCUCGGCGCGAUCAACAACAAAGGCAUCCUGCAGCCCGUCGCGCAUGUCGUGAAGCGCAGCAAAGCCGGGCUCGGAUAA
This is a messenger RNA of Colletotrichum karsti, 1689 nucleotides long. RefSeq names its product SQS1. The record is from RefSeq and is a predicted model, not a curated record. Gene Ontology annotation, molecular function: nucleic acid binding. The transcript is spliced from 2 exons. NCBI's taxonomy places the organism in Eukaryota, Fungi, Ascomycota, Sordariomycetes, Glomerellales, Glomerellaceae. The coding region runs from base 1 to 1689 and encodes 562 amino acids.